CCCUGCCAGGCUAACAAGUGAUAGUAGAUCAUCAUCCACUUCUUCGAUGCCAAACAUAUCUUCUCCAGCGCUCGGCCUUGUUGCCCCUCUGGAUUGAUCACCCUGCGGACUUUCGGUGUCAUCUUUUAACAUUUUUCCACUUCAUAAUUCGGAAGCCUGUGCCGGGGACAACAGCAAGUUCGAUGCGAUCAAGCAAAGCUAGAUGCACAAUGCAUUGUUUCCAGCGUUUUCAGGGCUUACCACCAGCAUGUAAUCUCGGCGUCUCUCAAACAUUGCCACACAGUCUGACAGAGAGAUUUUUCCAUGAAGAACACAUUUCUCUGCAUAUUGACUGGAUAUAUACCCACGCAGAGAGGUGCAGGAUCAUGUCCCCAAACUUCGUGUAGAUUCGGU
Pseudomassariella vexata is the source of this 393-nucleotide messenger RNA. RefSeq lists its product as uncharacterized. Bases 183 to 386 code for a protein of 67 amino acids. The transcript has a single exon. The record is from RefSeq and is a predicted model, not a curated record. Lineage: Eukaryota; Fungi; Ascomycota; Sordariomycetes; Amphisphaeriales; Pseudomassariaceae.